AUGCUGGGUAAACGUAAAGCAUUCCAAGCUGUGCCUCCACCAAGGAAGAAGCGGAAAUCAGCGUCAGCCAUCGAAGAGAUCUCCUUCGACUUCAGUGCCCGAGAAGACUACCUGACUGGAUUCCACAAACGCAAGCUGCUACGAAUAAAGCAUGCUAAGGAGGAAGCUGCCAAGAAAGACCGCGAAGACAAACUUGCUGCUAGGAAGAUCCUACGAGAAGGGCGGAAAGCAGAUCUGGAGAAGCAUGUGCAAGCCGUAAAUUCCAUGAUAAGGGAAGCGGAUGGGGUAGCUUCAGACUCUAGCGAGGAAGGGGUUGAGGGUGAGGGAGAGCUAUGGGAUGGGAUCAAGGAUAAUCAUGACCCUCUAGUGGACCAUGAGGACGAAUACAUGGACGACGAUAGGUUUACAACUGUCACAGUCGAGGCUGUGGAUGUCUCAAAGGAUGGUCUACAGAAAGCAAUUCAAGAUGCAGAGAAUGAAGGCGAGGCCUCGGGCACCGACAGACCUGAUGGGAAACCACAGGGAACUACGGCUCUGCAGGGAAGAACAGGAUCCGAGAAGGGCAAGCGGGUAUGGACCAAAGAGGCCCCAAGUGGCCCUAGAAAAAGGAAAAAGAAGUUCCGUUAUGAGAACAAAGCUGAGAGGAAGGCCACAAGAUACAAGGAAAGAUCGGGCAACAAAGCGAAAGCCAAGGCCAGAAGGGAAUGA
Messenger RNA from Letharia lupina, 708 nucleotides. RefSeq lists its product as uncharacterized. Gene Ontology annotation, molecular function: RNA binding. Bases 1 to 708 code for a protein of 235 amino acids. NCBI's taxonomy places the organism in Eukaryota, Fungi, Ascomycota, Lecanoromycetes, Lecanorales, Parmeliaceae. The record is from RefSeq and is a predicted model, not a curated record. The transcript has 2 exons. Gene Ontology annotation, cellular component: nucleolus.